AUGGGUAAAGUUGCCUACGAGUUGGGCUUACCGCCUACACUUGCAGGAAUGCAUAAUGUGUUUCAUGUUUCCAUGCUAAGGAAGUAUAUCCCGGACCCUUCACAUGAUUUGAACUAUGAGCUACUCAAGAUCAAAGACAACUUAACUUAUGAAGAAGUUCCAAUCCAAAUUCUUGACCACAAGGAUCAAGUGCUACGCACCAAUACCAUAUCAUUGGUUAAAGUCCUUUGGAAGAAUCACACAGUGGAGGAGGCGUCUUGGGAGCGAGAAGAUGAGAUGAAAUCAAAUUAUCCGGAGUUGUUCUUUAAUGAAGAUAUGUAUAAUUUCGAGGACGAAAUUUUUUUAAGGGGGGAAGGAUGUAACACCCCAUAA
Quercus robur (English oak) is the source of this 372-nucleotide messenger RNA. RefSeq lists its product as uncharacterized. Lineage: Eukaryota; Viridiplantae; Streptophyta; Magnoliopsida; Fagales; Fagaceae. The transcript has a single exon. Bases 1 to 372 code for a protein of 123 amino acids. The record is from RefSeq and is a predicted model, not a curated record.